AUGAACCCAACUUUCAAAUAAUCACAAUAAUUGGAAAAUAGUAGCAAUAUUAUGGGGAGCAGUGCUGGAUUUAAUAGAAAAAUAAAAUUGGCCUCAUAAAGACCUGGUAGUCGAGACUAAAAAGUAAAAACGGGAGAAAUGUAUUAUGAAAAUAUAUACCUAAAUAGAUUUCCUUAAUUUUAAGAUCCAUUAGCCACAAAUCCUUUUAAUUUGUUAAGUCUUAAUCUUUAUUAGGAUGAAAAUACCUUUAUAUCAACAAUGAAAAUAGAACUUUAAUAAAUAUAAGAAGAAAUCAAUAAAUUAGAUAUUGAUGGACGAGUACUAAUAAACUAUUCAUCUUUAGAUUCGAAAUAACGAUCCAAGACAAGAGUAUAGAUUAUAAUAAAUUAAAAAGUGGGUUGCUUAAAAUUCACAAUCUAAAUUAACAUUUGAAAAAUAUAAUAACAUUGAAAUUUCAUAACUGCUAACUAUAUUAGAUACUAGAAAUUUAGAGUAAUUAUUAUAAUGCUAUUUAAGGGAAGCUAUUAUGAAACUAUAUAAAUUCAUAUCAAUUAUGGAUACCUUAAUCAUGAAAAUUACUGAGUAUGAGGCUAUUCAUUUGAUUAAAUUUGAUGAAUUGUUUAGUUCAUUAUGUCCUAAUUAUUAGGAUAAUUUGCAAUAAAUAUCUGUUUUGAAAUUUCCACUAUCAAUUGCUAAUUUAAAUCGUAUGACUGAGUUAUAUUAAGUUAAAUAAGAUAAAAAUUACUCAUAAAAAUUAUCAAAUGACAAUAGUAAUAAUAAUAAUUCAAUUUUACUCAAAUAGAUUAAAUAAAAAGAUGAUCAAAUCAAUGAUUUAAAUAAAACAAUUAAGUAAUUGUAAUUAUAAUUGUAAACACUUAUGAAAGGAAAUAAUAAUAAUAAUCAAAAUUCUUCUGAGCAAAUUGAACAAUUAAGAAAUGAAUAUGAAAUAAAAUUACAAAAAUAAAAUGAAACUAUCACUCUGAAACAUUAAAAAGAAAUAGAAACUUUAUAAUCUUAAAUUGAAUAAUUUUAGAAACAAUUAUUAUAAUUAAAAAAUCAUUAUGAAAAAUAAAUUUCUGAUUUAGUAUUAUUAAAUUAAUAAGAAUAAUUAAAUUUAAAAUCUUAAUUUGAAAAUAAAUUAGAAUAAUAAUCAAAAUAUAAUUAAACAUAAACAUAAACACAAUCUAAUAUCUAAUAAUAAUAAUCUAAUGGCGUGGCAAAAGACCAUAAUUACUAUCAAAAAAUAUUAGAUAAAGCUUAAUAAGAAUAUAAUGAAAAAUAUAAAAUUUUAGAAAAUGUAAUUUUUCAUAUAAAAUAUAGGAUCUUAUUAAAUUAAGAAAUUAAUUGUAAGAAAAAUAAACUUUGGUUGAAAGUUAAUAAAGAGAAAUUCAAUAAUGGAAAGAAACAAUUGAUAGAUUAAAUAAAGUUAAAGUAUAGUGAAUCUAUAUAAAAUUAGGAUGAAAUAUAUUAACAAUUUUAGAAGCGUUACACAACUGAAGAAUAAUUUUCAAAUUCUUAUGAAGCAGCAUUGAAAUUAGAAUUUGAAACAAUGAAAAAAGCUUUUGAAUAAAAAAUAUAAAAAUAUUAAUUAGAUUUAGAAUCUCAGAGAAGAGAGUCAGGAAAAUAAAUAAAUGAGAUACGAAUCUAGUUAGAAAGAGAACAGGAAACAAAAAAAUUAUUAUUGAAUAAGCUUAGUUUAUAUAGUUGA
This is a messenger RNA of Paramecium sonneborni, 1708 nucleotides long. Lineage: Eukaryota; Ciliophora; Oligohymenophorea; Peniculida; Parameciidae. The record is from the annotation of a GenBank genome assembly.